Molecule: messenger RNA, 1515 nt
Organism: Clonostachys byssicola
Lineage: Eukaryota; Fungi; Ascomycota; Sordariomycetes; Hypocreales; Bionectriaceae
Source: the annotation of a GenBank genome assembly
AUGGCAGCCGACAAGGAAAUCGGCGAGCAACAGGUGGCUCGAGCCUCUUCAAGCGGCAGUGACAGAAAGCACGAAGAGGAGCACGAUGAUCUUUUCUGGACUGAGGAGGAGGAGGCUACCCUUCUUCGGAGGGUUGACAUCUUGCUUAUGCCGAUCCUGAUCCUUGGUUUCUUCGCGCUGCAGCUUGAUAGAGGAAACAUUGGUAACGCAUUAACCGAUGGCUUCUUCAAAGACGUGGGCAUCACGCAAAAUCAGUUCAACACAGGCCAACAGCUCUUGUCCCUGGGUAUCAUUGUUCUCGAAAUUCCCAGCAAUAUGAUCCUAUACAGGGUCGGGCCAACACUGUGGAUCGGAGGUCAAAUCAUUGCAUGGGGGCUUGUCGCCACAUUCCAAGCUUUCCAGAAGGGCUAUACGGUCUAUGUAAUCACUCGACUACUCCUCGGACUCUGCGAAGCCGGUUUUAUCCCGGCUUGUCUCUUCACCAUGUCUCGGUGGUAUAAGCGAGACGAAAUCAGCAAACGUUUCUCGUGGUUCUUUAUGGGAAACCUUGUCGCGUCAGCGAUGACAGGCAUCAUUGCCUUUGGAAUUCUCCGCAUGCGAGGAAUUGCUGGUCUGAGCGGAUGGCAGUGGCUCUUUAUCCUUGAGGGCAUUUUCACCGUUCUAAUUGGUGUCACAUUUCUUCUGUUCUUCCCCGAUCAAGUCACAAACCCCAAGUCACUCCUAGGCUUGUGCUAUUUCACCGAGCGGGAGGCCCAGAUUCUAUAUCACAGGGUCAUCCGUGAUGAUCCCUCCAAGAAACAGGUGGGAACACACAUCACAUUAGAGGACUUCAAAAGCACGUUCACCAACUGGCGCAUCCUCCCCCAUAUUGGCUUCACCAUUGUUGGCAUGGCGCCGCCACAGGUCAUGGGCUCAUAUGCUCCAACUCUAAUCACAAGCUUCGGGUACAGCGGUCUUCAGUCUAACGCCAUGGUAUCCAUUGGUUACUGGGGUCUUCUUUUCUGCAACCUACUUUGGGGUUGGGCUUGGUACGUUCUCUUGAUCUACCUAGAUUUCUCAGUCAAUAAGACAGCUAACCGUGUCAUAUCAAGCGACCGCCUAGGUGUUCGUGGUCCUAUGGUCCUUCUCGGAUUCAUCCUCGGAUUGGGCUUCAACAUUGGAAACAAAAUCGUCGUCACCUCCACCAGCGCGCAAACCAAGUUUGCGAUCCUGAUAACCUCCAUCGUUUUCUCCUGGCCCUGGCACGCGGUAAAUGGUUCAUGGUUGUCACUCAACGCGAGAACACCUGGCGAGCGAUCCAUCACCAUGGCACUGCACAUCAUGGCCGCCAACUGCUCGGGUAUUGUUGGAAAAGCACUGUUCCGGGAGGACGACGCACCUCAUUAUCCAAGAGGCUUCUCUAUCAUUGUGGCUCUUAGCGCGAUUGGUGUUUUCCUUUCGGCGUUGGCGAAUUUGCAAUACUAUUUUGGCAACGACCGUGUGUUGAAGCGCAAGGGGCUUCGCUAUACGUAUUGA